This is a messenger RNA of Ochotona princeps (American pika), 682 nucleotides long. Its product is annotated as zinc finger protein 426-like. The transcript has 8 exons. NCBI's taxonomy places the organism in Eukaryota, Metazoa, Chordata, Mammalia, Lagomorpha, Ochotonidae. The coding region runs from base 128 to 682 and encodes 184 amino acids. Gene Ontology annotation, biological process: regulation of DNA-templated transcription. The record is from RefSeq and is a predicted model, not a curated record.
UUUGUGUGUUUUGCUUUUCCGGCCCGUAGUGGCCGUCGGGGCUCGCGCGGCUUUGAAGGCGUAAGCUGUCUUGCUGUGUCCUUGGAAUUGAGGCGUGUUCAGACUUCUGCAUUGUCAGCCUUCCAGGAUGGAAGUUAUCAAGCUGUCCCUUGGAGAUCUACUUUCUAGGGACUCGUUCUCUCCACAUGAAGACGAGACAGAGGCAGAAAGAAUUAUGCCCGAAUGCUUAAGAAACUGUCACCAGGACUCUGUGUCAUUUGACGACGUGGCUGUAGACUUCAGUCGGGAGGAGUGGACUUUACUGAAGCCUGCUCAGAGGUGCCUCUACAGAGACGUGAUGCUGGAGAACUACAGGAAUGUGGCCUCUGUAGGCUGUCAGCUGUUCAAACCUGGCCUGAUAUCUUGGUUAGAGGAAGAAUUGGAGUCCAUGAUAGGAGAGCGGGGUGUCCUCCAGGGAUGGGCAGUGGGCCUUAAUACCAAAGGAAGAGCACAUCGGGGUACCUUUUGCUCAGAGACCUCAAAAAAUGUAGAACUGGUGCCAGGGUCCAAUGUGGGCAUCUGUUCGUGUCCCAAGGGUUCCACUUCCCAUUUGGGGAGUGAACCAUUGGGGACCCCCGUGUCUGCCGUGGCCUCCCGGUCCUGUCGGGGGCCCCGUUCCUGUCAGGGCCUCGGGACCACCUGA